ACACAACAGAACAACGCUCUAAAUCUUAAAUAUCUCCUAAAAUUAUCUAGGGUUUCGCAACAACCCUGGCCUUCCACUCCCAAUAAUUAACCCUAUUUCCCCCUUCAUUUUUCUUCCAUUCUCUUAUCACGCGUUUCAAUUCGGCGUUUUUCUCCUUCAUAACUUUACCGUUUUUUGUUUUUUUAGGUUUCCAAUUGACUGGGAUUUUAGCUUAUCGAGUUUAGGUUUCUUGGUUUCGAUAGUGGUUAUUUGGGGACCCCACAAAGUUUGGGUUUUUCUUUUAUGCGUGUUUUGAUACUUGGAAUUGAUUCAGAUUUUCUUUAAUUGGUUUCUACUUUCCGGGAAAAAAAAUUGAUUUUUUUUUUGUCCCAUUCCCUUUUGAUUGAGUUGCUUUUCGUUCAAUUGGUGUUUGGUUCCUGGGAAAGUGUAGGUUUUUUUAGGGUGGGGGCUAUUGAUGGCUACCGCGGGUGAAGAAGACCUUGAGUAUGAGAGUGAUCCCGAAGAGGCUAAGAGAUCGCUAACAAUGCGGAGGAGGCGUGAGGCAAGUGAUGAUGAGGAAGGUGAAGAUGAAGGUGAAUGUGGUGGUGGUGGUGGUGGUGAUGGGAGGGAUAAGAGUGCAGAUCGCCGCCUCAUUCUUUCCGAUGAAUCGGACGGCGAGGGUGGAGUGGCCGAUUAUGAUGACGAAGAAGAAUUGGAAGAAGAAGAAGAUGGAGUUGACCAAGAGGAAGAAGAAUAUGAAGAAGAAUUAGUAGGAGGAGAGGAGGUUUGUGAGGAGAGGGGUGCGGAUGAAGGAGGUGUAAAUGGCGCAGUGGUUAUGGUAAAGGAUUCUGAUGCUGAUGUUAAAACCCCUUUGGAAGAAUCAGGGAACAGGGAUGUUGAAGAGAAGAAAGAGAGUGAACCAUUUGCGGUUCCCACUGCUGGAGCAUUUUACAUGCACGAUGACCGUUUCAGGGACAAUGCUGGUGCACGCCAUAGGAGGAUGCGUGGUGGAAGGAGACUGUGGGAGUCCAAGGAUGACAGAAAAUGGGGGCAUGAUAAGUUUGAGGAAAUUACUUUGCAGGAUAGGCACUACAAAGAGGGAAGGAGAACUUCUAAUGGUAAUUAUCGAGGUCGUGGUAAAACUCGAGGCAUUGAUCGUGGAGGAUAUGUUCGAGGUAACAGAAAAGGAUAUGAUAACAGAGGCAAUCAAACCCAGGUACCAAAGGGUGUUGUGCGAGGGAGAGGGCCCCGAAGGUAUGAGCCUACUAAUAAAAGCAGUGAUGCAACAUCCCAGAUGCAAAAUAAGCAAUCUGGGAAGCCUCUCGAGAAAACUUCACAUGUUAGUUCGAGGAGAACUUUGAUACCCAACUCUAAUUCAGAGUCUGAUCCUUUGCCUGCUAACAAACAAGUGUUUGCAUCAAAUUUGAAUUCUGCAUCUCCCCCUUUUUACCCUUCGGGCUCCUCCAACAAGGAGAUGAAUCUGACACCAAAAAGGGAUGUCCAAACUGGCGGCACAAACAGGAACAUCCGCACUGGUGUUGUGGAUAAGGGUUUUUUAGCUCAACAAAACAAUACAUUGCAUCGGGGAAAGAAUGUUGUUGAUUCUGUAGGCAUGGACAAGCUGUAUAUUGAUGAGUCCGUCACUCCAUCUGGUGGAAAACCUCUGAACUAUUUGCAUAUGCCACCACCUGGAUCUUCUGGAGUUAAUUCUUCUCAAUCUAUUCAUCCAAGGGCUUCUGGGAGGGGUGGAGGAGCAAUCCCAGUACAGAUGAAUUAUCAGCCUGCUGCUUCACAUAAUCAAGGAAAUAAAAUUGCUCAAACACAACUCCAGGCUGUUCAGAGAACUUCCGCUUCAGGGCGAACUUCAACUUAUAUGCAAACUCCUGGGCCACAGUUGGGUCAUCGACCUGGUAAUGGGUCUCAAGCUUCAUCUCCUCAGAAAACAUCUGCGGCAAUUAGUUCAUUGGAUUCUGGAGAAAUUGAUGCAGCUUCAGAAUCAGGCAAAUCCAAGGGUGCAUUGGUUGGGAAGGGAAGGGGAAGUUCCCAGGGUAGUGGAAGGGGCUCUUUUGUUUACGGUGGAGCUAUGGGGACUGCUGGAAAUAUGGGUGGUAGUCAUGGAGAUCAGAACUUCCCAGCCUUCUUGCCAGUUAUGCAAUUUGGAGGGCAGCACCCUGGAGGUAUAGGAGUUCCUGCCGUUGGCAUGGCAUUCCCUGGAUAUGUUGCUCAGCCUCAACAUGGUACUGGAAAUUCUGAAAUGACAUGGCUACCGGUUUUGGCUGGUGCUGCAGGAGCUUUAGGGGCUUCAUACUGUCCACCCUACUUCACUGUUGACGGUGCUUAUCAUACUCGACAAUCAGGACAAGCAUCUGCGACGGCUACUUCAAGCAAGGAAAAUAAUGUUAGCAAAGCUAAUAAUGAAUGGAAGCCACCAGAGAGACCUGAGCCUGUAAGUGAUGAGUUUGGACAGCGGCAGAAUAAGCCCCGCAGAUACUCAGAGAUGAAUUUUGGGCAGUGAAGUAUUACACAGGAUGCAACUUGUUUGAAUAAGAAGAUAAGGCCUUUCCUACGGGCCCUUUGUUCUCCAGUUUUUGUUCUGGAGUACUUUGGGCUGCAAUAGGUUUCAAGAUUUUUUAGGUAAUUCCAGAACUUGUAUUCUGGUUGAGAAUGUUUUUAAGUUAUUAUUCGCGGUUCGCUCAUGUUUGCUGAAAUGCACUUGUGGGAUUGCUUUGGGGUUUCCUUGGGCUCUAUAUGUUGAUGCACCUCUUCCUUUUUUCCCUCCACUCCAUGUUCUUCCUUGCAGUUAUAUAACGCCUGUUCAUGCUGUUCUCCAUUUAAAGAAGUUAUUGCAGCUUGACAGGUGGUAGUUGCUUGUGUAGUUGUGCGGUAAGGAUAAUCAUAAGUAAAAAAUGAAUUUGCCGCUGGUAUCCUUAUAAUGCUGCUGAUUAAGUUAUGAGUUGUUGGAUUCUUUGCAGGUUUUUCUUGCGUGUUGCCUUAGUGAAGCUUGUUGAAACAUAGACAGGCUCUAAUCUACAACUAUGGAAUAUGGAUAUGGGGGAAAACGAUAAUUGUUUGUGCAGCAACUGAUUGCUCGUGGAGUUGAAAAAGUUUCUCAUGUAAAUGACUUUCUGAUUCAUCUGUUAUGGACUUGGGGAUAAAUUAUUUCAAAUUUCCUUUUGUGACUGAGUGGUUUUGUUUUAAAUUUUUUGUUUCAACUAAUUGAGACUUGAGAGAUUGCUCUCUGGUUAUCAAAGGGAAGUUAGUAGUAUUGUUAUCAAGGACAAGAUUGGUUUU
Messenger RNA from Gastrolobium bilobum, 3270 nucleotides. Its product is annotated as protein MLN51 homolog. The record is from RefSeq and is a predicted model, not a curated record. The coding region runs from base 455 to 2494 and encodes 679 amino acids. Gene Ontology annotation, molecular function: mRNA binding. Gene Ontology annotation, biological process: mRNA processing. Gene Ontology annotation, cellular component: exon-exon junction complex. The transcript has 10 exons. NCBI's taxonomy places the organism in Eukaryota, Viridiplantae, Streptophyta, Magnoliopsida, Fabales, Fabaceae.